GCGCAUGGCAUGUCUCGCAUCGGCAGCGAGGCGUGCUGCCCAACAGAAGGCCUACAUGCUGGAGCAAGGCUGGCCCAGGUUCUCGCGCCUGAACCGCCAGUUGCAGGUCAUGGAGGGCUUCGUGCUUGAAGAGGGCUGGUGGCCGUCGUCAGGGGCUCUGACGAAGAUGUCCAUCAGCAAGGUGGUCGCUGUUCUGAGGACAGACAGCGCGGCGGCAGCUGGCUACAUGCUGGAGGCGCACGACGAGCACCUGGUGAAGCUGCGGCAGCGGGACAUGCAGGUCCAACCUUCGGUGUUCGAGGUGCUGGAUGACGAGCGGGAGCAAUGCGCGCCUCUCGGAGGGGGCGCGGCCGUGGAGAAGCUCAUGCAGCAGUGGGCCCACCGUGGUAGCAUGAGCUUCGGCAUGAUGGGGCUCAAGCUGCAGGACUUGCGACAAGUGGUUGACACCCGCAGCGACAGGGCGGGCCUUGGCCGGGAUAAUAUGCAUCCCAGGCAGCUGCGAUGGUUGCCGAGCAGCUAUCAGUUGAGGUUCCUGGACGUGCUGCGCGCAUGGGAGAGGGGCCCUAUCGACAUGCGCCUCUUCCUCAUGCUGAUCUCGUUCCUGCCCGAGCCCCCUCCUGGGGGAGGUGUGCGACCGAUAGUGCUCAAGUGCCUGUGGCUGCGGCUAUGGGUUCGCCUCAGGCAACCGCUGGUGGCGCAGUGGGAACGGCGGCUAGAGAGCGACUUCUACUGGGGAGGUUUCGGCAGGACAUGCGAUCGCGCUGGGCAUGUACACAACCUGGCGGCGGCGUGCUGCAUGCAGGUGGGCGGCGUGGCUUCUGGCACUGCGGCGCUGGGCCUCAGCGAGUAUUACGAGCGC
Messenger RNA from Prorocentrum cordatum, 859 nucleotides. The record is from the annotation of a GenBank genome assembly. NCBI's taxonomy places the organism in Eukaryota, Dinophyceae, Prorocentrales, Prorocentraceae.